Daucus carota subsp. sativus is the source of this 1562-nucleotide messenger RNA. RefSeq names its product probable protein phosphatase 2C 63. The coding region runs from base 191 to 1318 and encodes 375 amino acids. Gene Ontology annotation, biological process: peptidyl-threonine dephosphorylation. The record is from RefSeq and is a predicted model, not a curated record. Gene Ontology annotation, molecular function: cation binding; protein serine/threonine phosphatase activity. NCBI's taxonomy places the organism in Eukaryota, Viridiplantae, Streptophyta, Magnoliopsida, Apiales, Apiaceae. The transcript has 4 exons.
ACUCACGCGGUAUAAACACAUCUUUUCCAUUUUCAUUACACUUACCUUCCACACCAAUACACCAUCUCUCUCUCUUCUCUCUCUCUAGAAUUUUCUAAACCCCACAUUCACUCCAAACCCUUUACAUACAAAACCAAACACACCAACAUUGAAACAGACACACAAAAAACAAAGAGGGGUUUCAUAAACCAUGUUGCGAUCAUGCUACAAAGGCUUAGAAAGAUGUCUGGGACUACGUGGCAGUGAUGGGCUGCUAUGGCACGGUGAUUUAAAACAACAUGCUUGUGGUGAAUUUUCAAUAGCUGUGGUGCAAGCAAAUUCAACGCUUGAGGAUCAGAGUCAAGUUAUCACUACACCGAAUAGUACUUUUGUUGGGGUUUAUGAUGGACAUGGUGGCCCUGAAGCUUCGAGAUUUGUCAAUAAGCAUCUUUUUAAUUUUGUUCAGAAAUUUGAGUCAGAGCAGAAGGGUUUAUCUGCAGAGGUAUUAAGGAAAGCAUUUAGUGCUACAGAGGAGGAGUUUAUUCAAUUAGUAAGGCGGGAAUUGCCUGUCAGACCCCAAAUGGCAUCUGUUGGAUCAUGCUGUCUUGUUGGUGCCAUUUCAAAUAAUGAACUAUAUGUAGCUAAUCUGGGUGAUUCAAGAGUUGUUCUUGGGAGGAGGAUUUUAAAUGGGCAAAAGGAAUCUGUUAUUGCGGAACGCUUGUCAAAUGAUCAUAAUGUUGCUGACGAGGAGGUGAGGAGGGAGGUAGAGGCACUUCAUCCCGAUGAUACGCCUAUUGUGGUAUACUGCCGCGGGGUUUGGAGAAUAAAUGGCAUAAUACAGGUAUCGAGAUCUAUUGGUGAUGUAUAUCUUAAGAGACCUGAGUUCAACAGAGAUCCUAUAUUUCAGCAGUUUGGAAACCCUGUCCCCUUGAGACGUGCUGUAUUGUCAGCGGAGCCCGCCAUAAUUUCUAGAAAGCUUAAACCACAUGACUUGUUCUUAAUAUUUGCGUCUGAUGGCCUUUGGGAACAUUUGACUGAUGAAGAAGCAGUAGAUAUCGUGGUUAAAAACCCAAGAGCUGGAAUAGCAAAGAGAUUAGUUUCAACAGCGAUCCGAGAAGUCGGAAAGAAACUGGACAUGAAGUACAGGGACAUCAAGAAUAAACCAAAGGGAAAUAGGCGCAAGUACCAUGACGAUAUCACUGUUAUUGUGAUUUAUCUUGAUCAACAUGCUGGUUCUCCUAAUCACAAGUAUAAGCAUACCACCAAUGGCUGCAUUACUCCUCCGGUAGACAUAUUCUCCCAUAAAACUGGUGAUGUCGUGGACGGUCUUAUAAUCUAAGAGCUUCUAUAGACUAGAAUCGAUCAAAGAUUGACGGUAAUAGUGGAUAAUAGAGAUAGAUGAUUGUAUAUAUUGCAUGGAUUCAGCACCUUUCAGCAAGUCAAGUUUUAGUUGUUUCUUAUAUCUUCUACAUGCUAGCAGGAUCAUGCCAUCCUUUUUCUUAACAUUGUAAAAGGGUUGGCAUCGUUUUGUUAUAACAUGCAGCAGGAUGGAUUACUAAAAGAUGCAUUUGAUUUUUCCUUUA